Molecule: messenger RNA, 522 nt
Organism: Paramuricea clavata
Lineage: Eukaryota; Metazoa; Cnidaria; Anthozoa; Malacalcyonacea; Plexauridae
Source: the annotation of a GenBank genome assembly
AUGCAUUCCGAUGAUAAAUUUUUUAUAACAACAAAAAUAAAAAAGUUACUAAGGAAGCGAGAUAACGCAUACAAACAAGGAAGAAUGCAGAAGUUUAGGAAACUUCGUAAUAGAGUAGCAUCGGAAAUUACAAAGGCAAAGAGGCACUAUUAUGUAAUGAACAUUGGAAGGCUGAAUACCAACGGGGAUGCCCGAAUGUGGUGGAAGAAGGUCUGGAAACUGACUGGAAAGAAGAAACCUUCUAUCAAUCUCAGUGAGCAGGGAUCAGACUCCAAACUCGAAGAUAGUGAUGCUGCAAAUAUGAUUAAUACGUUUUUCGCAGAUCUAACAAAUGACUUCCCAGAAAUUCAAUCCAGAUGGUCAUCGUACGGUCAUUCAGAUGUCUUGCUGACUGUUACACCCGAAAGCGUUGCGAAAAAGCUUUUGUCCAUUCAGUCUCACAAAGCUCCCGGUCCAAACGACCCCUACCUCAAGAUAAUCAAAAUGUUUGCGCAUUCUUUUGCCAUCCCAUUAUUAUUUUAA